Molecule: messenger RNA, 2271 nt
Organism: Acanthochromis polyacanthus (spiny chromis)
Lineage: Eukaryota; Metazoa; Chordata; Actinopteri; Pomacentridae
Product: transmembrane O-methyltransferase homolog
Exons: 4
Coding region: 218-994 (258 amino acids)
Biological process (GO): catecholamine catabolic process; dopamine metabolic process; developmental process
Molecular function (GO): catechol O-methyltransferase activity
Source: RefSeq, a predicted model, not a curated record
CAGUAUUUCCUGGAUACCGUAAACAAUCCGGUAGUUUUCUUUCGUACUUUGUUCCCACGAGGUCUGUGAGGGUGACAGUUAAUUUACCCUCCUGUCUUCAGGAGUUUGUUUUCAUUCUGCUGCUCAGCGUCCAGACUGUUGAGUGACAGGACCAUCUGUGUCUGAACCCAGCACACAGAUUUCAGGACAUUUCACCGUCUUUCCAUGCACUGUUCAGAUGUGGCUGCUUGCUUUAUCUGUGCCGCUGCUUCCCGCCAUCGUCAUGGUGUACAGUCGCUACCGGGUGAAAGUUGCCACGCUGUGCCAGCAAGCUCUGGCCUGGGCAUUGAGGCUGAUGCGAGGGCGAGUAUGUGUUAAGAGCGCCCACGCUUUCGUGUUCUCCAACUGCACCCACGGCAAAGUUAACAGUGUCCUGGAGACCUUUGACCUUUACGCUCGGACGCACCCCUCCCUCUGCAUCGGCCCAGAGAUCGGUGAGGUGCUGGAUGAGGUGGUGAGGCGUGUCCGUCCACUGAGGGUCCUGGAGUUUGGAACUCAUUGUGGCUACAGCUCAGUCCGCCUGCUACGUCUGCUGCCCCCUGCUGGCCGACUGAUCACAGUGGAGCUGGACCCAGUCACAGCAGAUCUGGGGGAGGAAGUCAUACUAGUGUCUGGCUUCAAACACUCCCAGUUCCAGGUACUGACAUGCAGCUCAGCCGAGGCCAUCCCAAGGUUGCACUCACUUCUUGGGCCCGAUGCAGGGACCAGUGAGGGCGUCGAUCUGGUGCUAAUGGACCACGAUCCCCAGCAGUACCUUCCAGACCUGCUGGCCCUGGAAAGAGAGCAGCUCCUCUGCCCCUCUGGCUGCUCAGUGCUGCUCAUUAAAAGAAAGCAAAGAGCUGAAGAUUUCAGAGGAGUCCUGAAUCACAUCAGGGGAAGGACAGACUGCUACAGCAUCAAGACGGAGCUUCAGUGUCUGAUGGAAAUCUUUUACCGAAAAGAAAGCACAAUAUAAAGGAUGAAGUCUAGAACGUGACUGUCUGCUUAGGUCUUAUGGACUGAUGGUGUUAAAUAGUUCAUCAUUUCAAAUAUUGAAGUUUGAGCUGAAGAUUUUAUUCGUAAUGAAAUAAGUAAUAGAGUACAGUUUUUAACCACUUUAAAUAUCAGGUGAUAUUGCUAGAAUUGAUUUGUGGCAGGAAAGAGAGCAUAAUAUUUAUAUUCAAAGAGUUUACGUUUUGCUUCCGUUUAUUUCAUCUGGACACUUAUUUUGUAUAUCAUUUGAUACAUAAAUACAAAAAUGGGCCAUGAUUCUAAAAAAAAAUGAUCAAUUCUAUUUCAGUUAAAGCUGAAAAAUAAAACUUGAAACAGUAGUAAAGAAAAAGUAAGAUAGAUUCCUAUAAAACACCCUCACAUAAAGAUGAGCUUCAAGGAAGGACUUUUCAGAUGACACUCACUGACCACGUGAUCAAAAAAAAGACUGACUAUAUCAAUGUAAAGUAAAAUUAUGUUGCAAAUAUUAUCAGCCAAACAUCUGGCUAUGUAGUAUUACAUUUUUUUUUAGCAUUCAAUUAUUUUAUUUCCACGUCCACUGUAGGGAGCAGAAGGAAUCUGUCCACAGUGACACUGCAUCCUUGAUCAGUAAAUAUAGAUUAAAGGAUGAAAAAGCAGAAAUACAAGAUUUAAGUGAUUUAAACAACUGCCUGGAACAUUUCUCUGCACCAAAUGUGCGAGAGGGAAAUAAAUUGAAAGAUCUGGCACUUUUUCUUUAGAUUUGUUGUUUUUUAUGUAAAGAAUUCCUCACUUCACAGCUCAGGAAAAGGCACGCAUGGUAGACGUCUCAUCAGUACAGUGCUGCUUCAGGUUAUCAUCCUUUGUAACUAGUUUCAUGUGGAUCAACAUGACUUUUAUUGUUUCUCAUUUAGUACAUUCAGACCAGAUAGUGUUUUUUUUUGCAGCACCUCAGGAUCUGUUGGCUAUUUAUUUUCUAUAUUACAGCUGAUGAUCAGAAACCCAGAGGUGCUUCCACAAUCACCUCGCCUCAUAACAAAAGACACAAAGGAUAGAAAUGACUAGUUGUAGUGCACUUAGGAACCACUUGGUGGCACUGUCUGCAUUUUAACAGAAUAAAAACUUGCUUAUUGGCAUAUGUAUGCCAUGGCAAGCUUUUUAAAGGGAAAUGCCACUCAAUUUAAGACAUCCUUCUUCUUGUUGUUGUUGCACCUCAGGACUUAGUACGAGUUAACAUGUUUUAUUUUACUGCAGACUGAAAGUGAUAUAAAUGAUUCCACCUCA